Messenger RNA from Bactrocera neohumeralis, 5944 nucleotides. RefSeq lists its product as uncharacterized. Bases 983 to 5563 code for a protein of 1526 amino acids. Lineage: Eukaryota; Metazoa; Arthropoda; Insecta; Diptera; Tephritidae. The record is from RefSeq and is a predicted model, not a curated record. The transcript has 12 exons.
GACACAACGGAUUAUUUGCCAGCAAUAACAACAAACACGAUAAUUCUGUAGUGCUAAAUGUGGCGUUUGGUGGCUGCAACAUAACGUUGCAACUAAAAUUGAAAUUUCGUUAGGGUCCAACGACAGCCGCCGACAGCGCUGAGCAACAAAAAGCCGGUGGGGCACAGAAGAAUCGCUAAAGAUCGCAUAGCGCGCAGAAAGCAGAAGAUUGUCUCAGUGUGUGUGUGAGUGUGUAAAAAGUUAGAAAGAAAGCACGCAAGCAAGCAAAUAAUCUACAACAACAUCAACUGAUGAGCGAAGACGCAUGCGCACAAGCGCGGCCCGCUGUCUUCAGCACCUGAGCGACCGAGAAGAAAUCGUCAACGCCAAUUGCGCCUAAGCACAAAUAGCAAUCGGAAGAGUAACAACAAAAAUAGCAAAAACAACAUAUUGGCGUUGGAGCAUCAUCAGCAAAAUACUCAGCGUCGUUAUUAACGUGGUGAUCAUUAGUGGCGGCGCCGCAACUUAGAAAGAAAUGCCGCUGAUUCUUUGUGUCUUCCUUUCACACACUUGACUUGUUGCCUCAGUUGUGCCGCGAAUUUCGGUAAAAGCGGCCGCUUCUUUCUACUCGCCCACAAAAACUGAAAUGCAACAAAUAAAAACACACUUAAAAUAUUCGAUAAAUAUUUAAAGAAAAAAGUGUUGAAAAUAGCGUGCGAAUGUCGUUGCGUGUUUCAAAAAUGCAAAAUUGAAAAAGAAAAGAAAACGAAGUCGACUCUCGAAAAUUAUAUAAACAAAUAUUCGCUAGUUGCGCAUAAAUUAAUAAAAAUUGAUUGAUGUGAUUUGUGAAAAAAGUCAAAAAUUUAAUGACAUUGUGAGCGAGCUGCAUUAAAUAUUUAUAAGCAACGAGCUAGGGCUUAGUGAAAGUUUAUGUUAAAAAUAACUAAAAAAAAAUUAAAAAUAUAAACAAAAAUCCCAUAAAUUUUUAAAUUGCAAAAAUAAAAUGUCUCGAUAUAAAAUUAAAAAUAGUUUAAUGCCAAUAAUAUACACGCAAAAGAAAUUAAUUUUGCUGCUGCAAAUAAUUUUUGCUGGGCUCUCUGCAGCGCUUACGGUGGAUAAUCAACUGGUGUCGGCGCGAAGUGAUUGCUUUGAGCGGAUCGCUUUGGAGGCUAUGCUGCCAUUUCAGAAGACAUUUCGCACCGAAGACACCAACUCGCUAAAGAUGUGCAAGGAGAAGUGCAUACAGGCCGGCGAUAAGUGUCAAUCCCUCUCAUUUGGUGUGCAUCGACGCGGAAACGGCACUUGUCAGCUGUCAACAGAAAAAUUCAGCUUGACGGGCGGUCGGCCGAGUGGCAUCAUUUUCGAUCCCGAUUUCGAUUUGUAUGCGCGCAAAACGAAUUGUUUUGAUUUAAGCGACAAUACAAUUACAGAUACUACAGUUGGUGGCGAUGGUGAAGAUGGAUAUAGUGGCUUGUCGCCUACACCCACAAUUCAGUUACCCCAUCGACCGGUGGCGCAAGACACCACUUUACUGGUCGUGGACCCUACACCCACAACGGGCUCAACAUUUGCAAAUGAACGUCCUUCUACUGGUUAUAGUCCUUCGCCGUCAACAACUUAUGGCACUACGCCGGGUGUAUAUACGGACAGCAUAAACCCCACUUUGGGCGCUACAACACCUGACGGUGACCGUUUGUACUUUUCACACGACAUCUAUCCAUUAUAUAAGUUUCCGACACUUUAUGAAAAUAACUAUCCUGCGCCCAACGAUGAUGUUUAUAUACCAGGUGGCUAUGCUUCAAAUGUGCCAGAAGUACAUGAUAGUUAUCGACCACCGGGUCAUAAUCCCACCGAAGAUACGCAGAGUCCACCACACGGUCCACCACGUCCAAUUUUUGGCUUAGGUUAUGGCAAUGGAUUUAGUUAUGGGCGCCCGGAAUCAUAUGAUCCCACAACAACACGUCCGUAUGAUCAAAGCUCUCAAGCUGAUAGAGAUCGUGAUCAGAAUAGUCCUGGCGGCUACACAACUCGUCCUGGUCCAUACUCCAGCGAUCGUCCAGAUCGACCUGGUUCUUAUCCAAGUGAAAGACCGAGUUCAUAUCCUAGCGAACGACCAGAACGACCGGUUUCUUAUCCAAGUGAAAGACCUAGCCGUCGCCCUGAUAGACCCAACUCCUAUCCCAAUGAACGUCCAGAUAGACCGGAUUUAUAUCCCAACGAUCGACCCGAGCGUCCUGGCACGUAUGCCAGUGAUCGCCCUGGCCAAUCUGGUUCCUAUCCUAAUAACCGCCCUGUGCCAACUGACACUUACUCCAGUGAUCGUCCAAUCGGUCCACCAAACUCUUAUCGUCCAACGCGACCAGAGUACGACCCUACAACACCUACGACUUAUUACACACGUCCUGAAUAUGACGGUCUCAAUAGACGUCCUUCAUACGAACAACGCCCCUCUUCUGCGCUACCCACCACAAUGUCCAACGGACCACGACCGCCGGGUGAUUUUAUAGACUACACCAAUCGUCCGGAUGGACCAAAUGGCAAUGGUCUGAGUACAUCCAUGCGUCCACCAAUGCGUGAGCCUGUCGGCUACGGUGGUGGAUCAAAUGUUGAUUAUGGUUAUGUGCGACGAAAUGGUACUGCUGCACGUCCAGAUGGCGGUUAUGAUGGCGAUAAGACAAUAGCAACCUAUUUCAAUCCGGAGGACUAUCUAACUGGCAAUACAAGGCGACCAGGUAACGGUUAUGAUGACCGCGAUGACGGAAGCUUUAGCAUGGAUAAAAUGAAGGCCUGCUUCCGACGCGUGUUGGCUGGCAAACGCAUUUCGCCACGCUUUGUACGCAGGACAUUCGCAUGCGAACGCGUCGAGGAUUGUAUGCGUCAGUGUGGCAUCGAGAAGCGUUUUAUGUGCGAAGGUUUCAACUAUCGACUCGAUCCAUCCGGUCAUGGUCAGGGCGAUUGUGAACUGAUCGAGAUACCAUUGGCGCAAAUUGACUUGUACUCCAGUUCGAGUCAACGCGACUCGAAUUUGCUGCGACAUCCCGAUUAUGACUAUUAUGAACGUGAUCGUAAUGCGCCGCCUAGUUGUAGACGUACGCCAUGUCGUGAGUGUUCGAAGGGUGGCACACUCAGUAGUCCACCGCUGUAUUUGAAACCGAGCGGUUGGAGCGAUAAACCGCCGUAUCGUGAAGAGCAUCAUUAUUUGCCUUCACCGCCAAGCGCCAGCGGCUAUGGUAGCGAUGAACAUCGUUAUCACCCACCAAGCAGCACUGCCAUUGAUCACUAUCAUCCGUCGGGACCACCGCCACCAUCUUCAUCGAUUUCGUAUGAUCAUCGACCACCGCCAUCAUCGUCUUCAGAGUAUCACCAUUCAAGCGCAUUUGAGUUCUCUUCGCAUGGUUCUUCUUAUUUUGAGCAUACGCCACCGAGUGGUUAUGGUAGUAGCGGCACCGGUUCUGGACCAGUGGAUCGUUAUGACUACAUACGUCCGGACGAGCAUCGUUAUCGCCCAGACAGACCAGAUCGUUGGGAGAGUAUACCAAGUAGUCCUGGUUAUGAUGGUGCACAUUAUCGUCCCAGACCGGAAAGCGAUCGCUUUCGUCCACCCUAUAGGCCGGGUCCCGACUACUCGCCGUACCGUCCUGUCUCGCAUGAAGUAAGCGGUCCAUCCGGUCCACCAGACUCGUAUAGACCGGGACUACCACCACCACCACCACCAUCGACGCAUAAUUAUUUGGAUCGUGAUGGACCACCACCUAGCGGUUACAAAGGUUCUUCUAAAUUUGUGCCCUACCUGAUAGGCCAGGAGAAAGACUGGGGCAGUUAUGGCGGUAGCUAUGGUGGCAGCUAUAAUAAACAGUCAUCGUAUUGGGGUUUGAAUGAGCAUAAUCGUCGUAGAGAUCCGCUCGAUUUCAAUUACUUUGAGUUAGGUGGCGCAAGACCUGGCUCACAACGUGAACCGAACUCAGUGUUGAGUUAUCCUGGUUCCAGUUAUGGCGGAUUCGGUUCGGAAGGAUUCAGAGAUCGUCACGAUUACAGACACUCGUGGACACGGCGUCCAGGCCCGGAUGAAUGCUCGGCGAAGAUCGGUGAGGGCUUCCGACUGCACAAAACCGCAAUAAAACAUUCCACCACUGUGCCAACACUUGUGGAAUGCGAACAAUUGUGUUCGGGACAGGAUGGCUUCAUCUGUCACACCUACAGUUACCGUUACAAUCAAGCCGGCCGCGAUAAUUGCAUGUUGUGCGAUCGUCCCAUCAACUCGUUGGAUUAUUACGUAGACAUUGAACCGGACCGCGAUUAUGACAUAUAUUCUAUGUCUGAUGAUUUGGAUGUAUGUCGAAAUCCAUCACGCAGCGAUGAGCCAGGUCAUUAUGGCGCAAGACCAGGCACCGCGCUCACAGAUCCACGUAAUGCUCAGUGCUUCUUCCGUGCCAUCGAUGCAACACGCUUCUACAAGUCCAUUGUGCGCGACUCGUUGACCGUGCGUUCGGUCGGCGAAUGUGAAAUGGAAUGUAUUAAAUCGGUGAAAUUCACUUGUCGCGCCUUUGCCUAUCGCUACGGGCAGCAGCGUCAUGCCAGCGUCAUUGAUAACUGUCAGCUGAGUGAUUGGCCGGUGCGUGACAUGGACAAGGGGCGUCAUCUAAUCCAGGAUGCGGCCUUCGAUGUGUUUGAGCGCGCAAGUUACGGACAUGGUUGUGAAAUACAGCCGAUUGUGGAUGAUAAACAUAAGAAAUCGGUGUGUUAUUUGGGCUAUGGUUCACCGGCUAAGCUGCUCUCCACAGCUAUUAAAAAAGUAAUAUCCGUACCUUCUGAGCUUGCUUGUAAGAAGGAAUGUAUACGUUAUCGUGAAACGACAUCCUUCAAGUGUUACUCCUUCAGUUACGGUUCUCGUGCCACUUCCUACAACUGUGAACUCUCCGAUCUCGAUCAAACCGAAUUGAAAUUGAAUGUCCAUUACACACAUACAGAUGAUCGCGAUUAUUGGCUCUUCGCUUGGAAUCCUUUCGAUUGGACUUGUCGUGAUAAAGUGAACACUAUCGGUGGAUCUCGUGUGAAUAACGACCGGCGUAUGGAUAUAUUCCGUGAACCGGGAGAUGUCGCCUGGCGUCAUUAUACCGUCACCGGUAAGGCAUGUCGCCCGAGCAGUCCGUGUGCGAAAAAUCUCGUAACUGGUUUCUAUUCGUGCGAAAUCGAAGGCGGUGAGAUUGGCUCGUGGGAUUAUUGCUGCAAGGCUGAACACCCCUGUGGCUACUCGCAGGGGUUCGAUUAUCCAUGGUGCUUUGUGGGCGAUGAGGCCGAUCAGUGGCGCAAAUGCAGUGAUCGCUAUUAUCCGGGCAACAAAACGACGUCUAUCACACAUUCCAGUUUUAAGUUCGCAUCGCUGAAGGGCGAGAAGAAGAAGCAUACGCUUGACAGCAGCACAGCAACCAAUGAAUAUCAGCGACCACCGCGACCUGGUGGCUUGCAGAGUUUGAGCGAUUUUACCGCCGCGCGCCUAUGGCCCGUUACAUAUCUUUACAGCGAGGGGCCACCUAAUUCCACCGAGUUUAGUAAUUUCGUCGACUGCAACAAGGAAUCAUGCUAGCGCCGCGCCAAUCAAUUGGCUUGGGAUCCAAAAAAAAAUUUAUAUAUAUAUAUUUUAACUUCUAGUUGAGUUAGUUACUUAUAGUGUUUGUAUUUUUUACUCAAAAAAAUUAAAAAUGAUAAAAAAUAUUAAGAAUUAAAUUUAAAUGUGAUUUGCUAGGAGAUUUGGAAUUUUUGAAUGCCAGUUAUUGCAUUUUUCGAAAAAUUUUAAUUUGCAAAAAUAAAAAUAAUAUAAAUUGAUACCCGUAGAUCUAACUCUAGAUGUUCGGCUAGCACUAAAAUGUACUAUUAAUAAUACUAAGCUUAAAACAAGUAUUAAAAUGUCGCUUCCAAUGUAGUUUUGUAUUUAUUUAACGUGAAAUAAAAAUUAAUUAAUCUCAAA